Messenger RNA from Leptinotarsa decemlineata (Colorado potato beetle), 1100 nucleotides. RefSeq names its product extended synaptotagmin-2. The record is from RefSeq and is a predicted model, not a curated record. Lineage: Eukaryota; Metazoa; Arthropoda; Insecta; Coleoptera; Chrysomelidae. Gene Ontology annotation, cellular component: endoplasmic reticulum membrane. Gene Ontology annotation, molecular function: phosphatidylinositol binding; phosphatidylethanolamine binding; calcium ion binding.
UGGUCCUUUUAUCAUAGUGUUGGCGGACAAAAUCGUCUUAUUGAUAUUUUUAUACAGCUAGCUAGUAACUUCGCGUGCAGAAUGUGAGACCUAAGAAUGUGUAUUCAUUAGUUGUAUCAGAAACCUUAUUCGCACAUUGAUCCGUAAAUGUUGACGGAGUAUGAGUCAGUUGUUUCGUUUCAAUACUCGUGCUUGAAAUAAACUCAUUGUUAUGAAUGAUAUUUUCACUAAUUGCUGUCAAAUUGGACAACUAACAAACAUUCUAGUUGUUGACUAGAUGGGAAUUGUGUAAUGCAGUUAUUAAUGACCAAGGGCUAGUGAAACUUAAAUAAAAACGUGCAGGGUGCAGUAUUCUGGAAAAGAACUAAAAUGAUAUAAGACACAAUGGCCACGGAAUCAAAGGACAAUUUGAUUAUAGAAAUAUUAAGGAAGCUCAUCAUAUCAAUUUUGAUCUAUUUUAUUGGUUAUAUGAAUUGGUCUCUUACAUGGAUAGUGAUACCAGUAGCGAUAAGCAUCGUAACAGAGAAAAAGAAAAUGAAAAACACUAACAGGAGGAAGUUUGCAAAAGAGGCAGCUAAUGGCAACGAGAAGAAGAUUAUUUUGGAGAACAUAAAGGAUCUACCGGCAUGGGUACUCUUCCCCGAUACAGAAAGAGCAGAAUGGUUGAAUAAAGUUGUCAAGCAGUUCUGGCCGUUCGUCAACUUCUUUACCAGAGACUUGAUGAAAAACUACGUGGAACCUAAGCUCAGUAAAAAUUUGGAGAGAUUUGCUUUGAAAGGGUUCCGUUUCGAGAGAAUCGUCCUAGGAAGUGUUCCUUUCAGAACUGGUGGAAUCGUAAUAUAUGAAAAUGUUUCCAGAGAUGAAGUUGUGAUGGAUGUGGACCUCUCGUAUGCUGGUGAUUGUGAUAUUAAAUUUCGUUUGAGAGGACUACUUGGAGGAAUAAAAAAUUUCCAGUUGUAUGGAAAAUUACGUAUAGUUCUCAAACCCUUAAUCCGACAUUUUCCUCUUAUCGGAGGAGUGCAAGUCUUCUUUCUCAAUAAUCCGGAAAUUGAAUUCGAUCUGGAUGGGAUUGCUGGAAUUCUGGACAUACCUGGAAUCAA